AUGUCUUGUUUUCCACUAUUUUGGAUUUUAUCAUCAUAUUCUUCUCUAAUAAACGCUAAAAAUAUUGAAAAUGACGCUGUGAUUUCCGCUAGUAAUGCUAACUACAAUAUAAUCGGACGACAGUUGUACUUGCGCAAAAAGCGAUCGCCAUCAUACAGAAAGUCAACAAGUCAGUAUCCAAAUAUGCUAAUUAAUUCCAAGCCUCUCAAUGAGUACAAGAAAAAAUUGGUGACAGAAGAGCAUAAUAGACUUAGGCGAAUUGUGCCAGCGACGGAUAUGAGACUAAUGUAUUGGUCAGACGAACUGGCGAUGAGCGCUCAAACACACGCUAACAGAUGCGAUUUUCGACAUAGUCAUGACAGAGUAAAUGUUGGUGAAAAUAUUUGGGCUGCACCAUACAGUAAUUAUACAGGUGCUGUAACACGAUGGUUUGACGAAGUAUACGAUUCUGAAUGUAAUUGCAAACAUGCUUAUAAGCAUUGCUGUGGACAUUAUGUACAGGUCGUCUGGUCGCAAACCAAUUUGAUCGGUUGCGGUUUUGCGCAGUGUCGAGAUAUCUGGGGUGUGUUAAAUCGUGGUCAUCGAUAUAUUUUUGUAUGCCAUUACAAUCCUCAAGGAAAUACGGUUUAUGUUACUAGUAAAGGCCUAUUUGCGGCACCAGCAUUUACUUGGGCUGGUGAUAAGUCAAAAUGCAGCGACUGUCCAUCAGACGCACCAAUUUGCUAUAAAGGUCUCUGUGCUACUUCGAGUUCUAAAUAG
Molecule: messenger RNA, 759 nt
Organism: Thelazia callipaeda (thelaziosis nematode)
Lineage: Eukaryota; Metazoa; Nematoda; Chromadorea; Rhabditida; Thelaziidae
Source: the annotation of a GenBank genome assembly